Molecule: messenger RNA, 279 nt
Organism: Ambispora leptoticha
Lineage: Eukaryota; Fungi; Glomeromycota; Glomeromycetes; Archaeosporales; Ambisporaceae
Source: the annotation of a GenBank genome assembly
CUGAAUCACUUGAUAAAUCUGCUGAAUUUCUUGAUGAAUCUGAUAAAUUACUUGAUAAAUCUGAUGAAUUACUUGAUGAAUUUGAUGAAUUAUGUAAUGAAUCUGUAUAAAUUAUUUGUUGAAUUUGCUGAAUUAUUUGAUGAAUCUGUUAAAUUACUUGAUGAAUCUGCUGAAUUACUUGAUCAAUCUGCUGAAUUACUUGAUGAAUCUGAUGAAUUACUUGAUGAAUCUGAUGAAUUACUUAAUGAAUCUGAUGAAUUACUUGAUGAAUUAGCCUAA